AUGACCGUGUCCUGUGCUGUCAAGCCCGUGGUCAAUCCCCGACCAGCUCUCAAGGCAAAGCUCACGAAAGAGCUGUUCCUGAUCCCCAAUCUGAAGCCCUCCUACCGGGACUGGCCCACCGCGGUGAAUCCUAGCUAUCCACAGCUCAAGGUCGCGUUGGAGACUCGGAUCAAAGAGUAUUAUCAUCCGAAGAAAGCAGCAAAGUUAAUUCAGGACGACUAUGCGUUACUUUCCGCCAUGUGGUGGCCUCGAGCGGCCCCGGAUCGACUGCAGACCUGCACCUUUUGGUUCCUCUGGCUUUUCACCUGGGACGAUGAGAUCGACCAGUCCACCUCCGAUCUUUUCGUCAACAUCCACAAUGCCAAUGACUUUCGCAAGGAGUCCUUGGAGUACGUCAAAUUCUGCCUCGGGGUCGGCGACGAAGAGACCGCCAAGUGGGACUUUGAGAACCAUCCUCCCCAGCGGAAGCUGAUCCGCAGUCUGGAUGUGAUUGGGGCAGAACUGCGCAAGGUCUACAACUAUGAUCAAAUCAUGACAUUCGUCAACGAGAUCGAUUACUACAUGGACUGCCAGCAGCGCGAACAGCAGCGCAAAUUGACGGGACGGCUCCCCAUCGUGGCCGAAUACCUGGAAACCCGCAUGGGGACAAGUGCAGUCACUUCCAUGCUGGCCCUUAAUGAAUUCGCCGAUGGCAACGACAUCCCCCGCGAGAUCAUGACCGAUCCCAAGAUGAUCUCGCUCUGGUACGAGGUGAUCAUGAACAUGUCUCUUUCCAAUGACCUGCUCUCGCUGCGAAAGGAAAUUGAACACGGCGAUAUUGACAGCAUGGUUCCCGUCCUGGUCAGCGCCCGUGGCCUGACCAUCCAUGAAGCCAUCAAAGAGACCGAGGAGGAGAUCAGCCGCAGCAUCGACCGAUUCGACCAAAUCGCCGACGCAUUCCUGAAGGAGACCAGGAUAACCCAUACCGACCACGCGGAUGAGCUCGCCGACUAUAUUGUCGGGUGCCAAUACAAUCAGAUGGCGAACUUUUUGUGGAGCGGCCUUACGGAUAUCGUCAAGAUCCUCAUCGAGGCAGGAGCGGACGUACAUGCGGCGACAGUGGCGUGGAAGGAGACAAAUAUCAAGCCUACAGGGUCAUACCAGGGCACUCCCGUCCCUGGAAAGGACAGCCCCUUCACCUCGCUGCUAUGA
This is a messenger RNA of Aspergillus clavatus NRRL 1, 1191 nucleotides long. RefSeq names its product terpene synthase family protein. The coding region runs from base 1 to 1191 and encodes 396 amino acids. The transcript is spliced from 6 exons. NCBI's taxonomy places the organism in Eukaryota, Fungi, Ascomycota, Eurotiomycetes, Eurotiales, Aspergillaceae. The record is from RefSeq and is a predicted model, not a curated record.